ACCCCAGCACAGCCGGACUUCCUCCUCCCAGCGUUCGCGGCCUCACUCUCGCCGAGCGCCAAAUCCGCCACCAGCGGGGCGGGUGGAGGCGUGGCCUCUUCCCUCCGGGGUCGGCGCUUGGUCGGCGUCCGCGUCAGCUUAAGCCCAGCGCGGUGACGCAGUACGUCGACGUAAGUGACGCGCAGGCCCGGGCCGCUCCUCCUUCACUGAAGCAAUCCGACGGCCAUGGAGGCCGAAGAGACGAUGGAAUGCCUUCAGGAGUUCCCGGAACAUCAUAAAAUGAUCCUGGACCGAUUGAAUGAACAGCGAGAACAGGAUCGGUUUACUGACAUCACCCUGAUUGUCGACGGACACCAUUUUAAGGCCCACAAAGCUGUUUUGGCUGCUUGCAGUAAGUUCUUCUACAAAUUCUUUCAGGAGUUUACUCAGGAACCUUUGGUGGAGAUAGAAGGUGUUAGUAAAAUGGCCUUCCGUCAUUUAAUUGAGUUCACAUAUACAGCAAAAUUAAUGAUACAAGGAGAAGAAGAAGCCAAUGAUGUAUGGAAAGCAGCAGAGUUUCUACAAAUGCUAGAAGCUAUCAAAGCCCUUGAAGUCAGGAACAAAGAAAACUCGGCUCCACUAGAGGAAAAUACCACAGGAAAAAGUGAAGCAAAAAAAAGAAAGAUUGCAGAAACUUCAAAUGUUAUCACGGAGUCAUUGCCAUCUGCAGAGUCGGAACCUGUUGAAAUUGAGGUGGAGAUUGCCGAAGGCACGAUCGAAGUAGAAGAUGAAGGCAUCGAAACAUUGGAGGAGGUGGCUUCUGCCAAGCAGUCCAUAAAGUACAUUCAGAGCACAGGUUCCUCUGAUGAUUCUGCCCUCGCACUGUUGGCAGAUAUUACCAGCAAGUACCGACAAGGUGAUAGGAAAGGGCAGAUCAAAGAAGAAGAUGGUUGUGCCUCUGACCCCACAAGCAAACAGGUAGAAAGUAUUGAAAUUGUGGAACUUCAGCUGUCACAUGUGAAGGACUUGUUCCAUUGUGAGAAAUGUAACCGUUCAUUUAAAUUGUUUUACCAUUUUAAGGAACACAUGAAAUCACACUCCACUGAGAGUUUCAAGUGUGAAAUAUGCAAUAAAAGGUAUCUUCGGGAGAGCGCAUGGAAACAGCACCUCAACUGUUACCACCUCGAAGAAGGUGGAGUCAGUAAGAAGCAAAGAACUGGGAAAAAAAUUCACAUAUGUCAAUACUGUGAAAAACAGUUUGACCACUUUGGACAUUUUAAAGAGCAUCUUCGAAAACAUACAGGUGAAAAACCUUUUGAAUGUCCAAAUUGUCAUGAAAGAUUUGCUAGAAAUAGCACCCUCAAAUGUCACCUGACUGCGUGCCAAACUGGAGUGGGGGCAAAAAAGGGAAGAAAGAAGCUUUAUGAAUGUCAGGUCUGUAACAGUGUGUUUAACAGCUGGGACCAGUUUAAAGAUCAUUUGGUAAUACACACUGGAGAUAAACCCAACCAUUGUACUUUAUGUGACUUGUGGUUUAUGCAAGGAAAUGAAUUAAGGAGGCAUCUCAGUGAUACUCACAAUAUUUCAGAGCGUCUGGUAACCGAAGAAGUUCUUUCAGUAGAAACACGUGUGCAAACUGAACCUGUAACCUCAAUGACUAUUAUAGAACAAGUGGGGAAGGUGCAUGUGUUACCAUUGCUUCAAGUACAAGUGGAUUCAGCACAAGUGACUGUGGAACAGGUCCAUCCAGAUCUGCUCCAGGACAGCCAAGUACAUGAUUCACAUAUGAGUGAGCUUCCAGAGCAGGUCCAGGUGAGUUAUCUGGAAGUGGGUCGAAUUCAGACUGAAGAAGGCACUGAAGUACAUGUGGAGGAGCUGCAUGUUGAACGGGUAAAUCAGAUGCCAGUGGAAGUACAAACUGAACUUCUAGAAGCCGACUUGGAACAAGUGACCCCUGAAAUCCUAAACCAGGAGGAGAGAGAGCCCACCCAAGCAGAUGCUGCUGACGCUGCCAGAGAAGAUCACGAAGAUGCUAGUUUAGAGACCAGAACAGCAGUGGAUUCCCAGGCUGAAAGGGCAGGGAAUGAAAACAGAACACCUAUGCCUGUUUUAGAAUGAAAUAACGAAUAUAUUUUUAAAUUAA
Molecule: messenger RNA, 2122 nt
Organism: Hyaena hyaena (striped hyena)
Lineage: Eukaryota; Metazoa; Chordata; Mammalia; Carnivora; Hyaenidae
Gene: ZBTB35
Product: zinc finger protein 131
Exons: 7
Coding region: 226-2097 (623 amino acids)
Biological process (GO): regulation of transcription by RNA polymerase II
Cellular component (GO): nucleus
Molecular function (GO): DNA-binding transcription factor activity, RNA polymerase II-specific; RNA polymerase II cis-regulatory region sequence-specific DNA binding; protein binding
Source: RefSeq, a predicted model, not a curated record